AUGGUGCUGGGAGCCGUUCGCUGGCUGACCUUGGCGCUUGCGCGCAAGUGGGCUUUCAGGCUUGGGCAGAAUAUGCUGAAUACCUGGGGCAGGCCUGACCCUAACAGGCGCGCUUUUCCAUCUGGCGCCUACAGACCCAGCGGAGCCAUCAAGCCCCCUCCAGUCAUCAUGCCCUUCGGGGUGCCGCUGGUGCUGAGUGUGGUGAUUACCUUUAUUUUUUUGGGGACGUACAUGAGCAAGACUUUCGUCAACUUCCUCGAGGAGAAGUCGUUACUUUUCCCAGAUUUUGAAGAUGAUGAUGAUGAUUUGUAG
Sarcophilus harrisii (Tasmanian devil) is the source of this 312-nucleotide messenger RNA. RefSeq names its product essential MCU regulator, mitochondrial. Gene Ontology annotation, cellular component: uniplex complex; mitochondrial inner membrane. Gene Ontology annotation, biological process: calcium import into the mitochondrion; mitochondrial calcium ion homeostasis. Bases 1 to 312 code for a protein of 103 amino acids. Lineage: Eukaryota; Metazoa; Chordata; Mammalia; Dasyuromorphia; Dasyuridae. The record is from RefSeq and is a predicted model, not a curated record. The transcript has a single exon.